AUGGCGGAACACGAAGCCUUGGAGGGCUCUCGUGUUGGGGCCUCCAUGUUACUGAUGAUCCACCCUGCCUGGAGAGGAUUCGCUUUACCGGUCUAUACACCGAACCGGGACAGGGAGGCUUCAUCUGUUCUGGAUCGUUCGUUCACCCUGCAGGUAUACUCCGAACAUGCUGAGAGACGAGUGACAUAUUGGAGGAUGCGAUCAAAAGCGACGACGCGCGCGCACCCUCUCCGCACCUUCAAGCUCGGCUUGCCAUACUCCGGUGCAUCAUCGCCCUAG
This is a messenger RNA of Dichomitus squalens LYAD-421 SS1, 279 nucleotides long. RefSeq lists its product as uncharacterized. NCBI's taxonomy places the organism in Eukaryota, Fungi, Basidiomycota, Agaricomycetes, Polyporales, Polyporaceae. Bases 1 to 279 code for a protein of 92 amino acids. The transcript has a single exon. The record is from RefSeq and is a predicted model, not a curated record.